Molecule: messenger RNA, 2823 nt
Organism: Fomitopsis serialis
Lineage: Eukaryota; Fungi; Basidiomycota; Agaricomycetes; Polyporales; Fomitopsidaceae
Exons: 6
Coding region: 1-2823 (940 amino acids)
Source: RefSeq, a predicted model, not a curated record
AUGCCGGCCACAUCGUAUACUCCUGGUGAACUCCUCAUCCUGCGUAGCUUCCUCCCGGAGUGGAAGGCGGGUGACUCAAAUGACCGUAAAGAUGUCCGGUCGCGUGCCGUCGAGAAGUUGGAGGCCCACCGGGGAAAGCCGUUGAAGAAGGAGGGAAAAAAGGCUGUUCGGGCUUGGUUUUACAAUGCCGCACCUGUUAAGAACAAGAAACGGAAAGACCGUCCUGCUGUGUUCGGCCGGCGGCUCAACUGGCACCGUGUGGUAGCUUGGCACAUGCCCGCGGAGUUGGAUGAGAAGAUGGCUGCGACUGGGGUCACCCACGGAGACAAGGACUUUCUCGCGACUUAUCAAAAGGAGCUGCGCAAUCUGGCCAACAGUCUGCCCCGGGCGAAACAGCGGGAGUACAAGCAGGAGGCCGUCCGAUGGAACUCGGAAGGUCAACCUCAUGAAUUGCAGGACCGGAACAUCGUUCGGAAGAGCGAAGCGGUCAUGUUAGACUUCGCAAAUUACGUCUGGAGGAACUUCGGCAUGCGUGUGUUCGUCCACGCCGUUUACAAAUCCCUGGAAGGGAAACCGUGUUUAAUCGACUUUGAUUGCAACGACCUUGUCGACCCCAACGCCCAGCGUGCAGCGGGUCGGGUGAAAUUCAAGGACAUGUACCCCGACUACAAACGUGCGGACGGGUUCCGAGAUCUAUUCAAGGACUAUGGGCACAAAUUGUUCGCGGGCGAGGACUUAUCGGAGGAGAGUGAUGCGGAUGUCAGGGCGAGUAAGCGGGGUGUGCCGAAGAUUGACUGGGAGAUGUACGAUGACAACACCCCCUGUAUGCCCCACCACGGCGCCGAGUGCUUCAAAAAUCUACGGAACAAGAAGGCUUUUAUUUCUGACUUCGUCCGGCUUCAUUACGUGGCCUAUACAAAUAUGCCGAAGUUGAAAGUCCCCUGGGUCGCUCUCCAGGCGACUCCGGAGAAGCUUCUCGAGGCCGGGUCGCUUCCUAACGGUGUCACCCUCCAAGAACCGUCGCAUCUGAAACAGGCGGAGGUUGACUCUCUUAUCGCACACUGGCGUACAAGGGCUAAUUCCUCACGGCUUGCCUUUGUGAUGCGUUUCAUUGCCUACCGAAACCAUCAAAGCGAAAUCGUGUCUCUGGAGCAUGAGGAGCCGAGGACUGCUUCCCGCCGCGCUGCCCGGAGCGCACGCCCGCGCCGUCAGUCGUCCCCCCGUCCGAAGGGUCGUCGGUCGAAUACACGUCCCUCAAAGCGUGCUAGCGUGUCUCCGGCGAAAGACAGUGAUGCUUCCGACGGUGAUGAUGAGCGGGAGAAUCAACCCGGACGCCAGUCGGAUGAAGGAUACAGUGGCGAGGAUAUCGCCACCCAACAUGAUUCAUCUAACAAGGAAUCGUCGUCCUCUUCGUCGACGUCCCAUUCAUCAAGCUCGUCAAGUGGCAGCGAUCCCGCUACCCCGCCCCCCCCUCCUCACGAGCAAGAAAGGUCGGCCGCCCUGCCUUCGCCGGGAGCCUCGCCACAACCCCUGGCGAACCUGCAAUCGGAGCUUGACGUCGACAUGUUGACGGUAAAGCAAAGUCCGCAUUCUGACAUCCUGCCCGCAUCAGACACGGGCAUCCCAUCCGCUGUGUCGUCGCCAAUCCUGCAACCAGUCUUCGUCCCGGUGGAUCGGAAAGGCAAGGGACGAGCUGAUCGCCCUUUUCCGUCCGAUCUUUUUAGUCCGGCGCCAUCUCAUCGUCCGGCGACACGGCCGAAUGUGAAGCGACGAACGGCGCCUGUCAAGUUGACAUCGGGUCUCGUUAUCGAGCGCAUGAGCAGUCCACUCCAUCAGGGCAGCCCCGAGCCGCGGUCGGAUUCGCCUUGUCCGCCACCGCGGGUGGUGCCCCGUCAGCGUCGGGCGGAUGGGAUCGGUGCCGGACCAUCCCAACCGUUCACUACAGCCUCAUUGUCCGUUGAGCGCAAUAGUGCUGCACGCUUACCGUCCGUGCUUUUGGCAAAGACCGCUCGCCCAGGCAAGCCGCUGCCACACAAUGCAAUGCGCCGUACGGCUCGCAUGGCCUCCACAGGACCUUCGGGUACAACUGGUGUACCGAUGGCGGUCGCAUCGCCUUCAGUGACCCGGGCGGACGGCGGUGAUCCAGCGGCCAUAAAUCGCCUGUCGUCGCCAUCGUCAGCGGACCCAGAUGACGUUUGUGAGAUUGAGAUCGGGGCUCCUGCCAAAAUGGGGGACGACAUGUUCGAUCGGCUACGGUUCCUACGGGAACUGUCAAGAAGCAAAUACUAUUGUGCGCUGUUGGAAGUCAUUGCACCGUUGUCACACGCCGGAUCUUGGCAUACAACCAAGACUUGGGAAUGGGGUAUGUGGUCCUACCGCAAGUCUCAUUGCCCGCCCGCUGUCCACACGAACGCAACCGAGAUCAGAGCAUUCAAGUCGUGGCUCACCCGGAUAACGACGAGCAUGAAGGACACUUCCAUCAGUGUCGAUGAGGCACUGACCGUCGCCCUGACCAUAGGAAUGCUGCUGCACGAUCUAGAAAUGGCGUUAUCGAGUAAUCGCGAUAAGUACAAUUUGCCGGAACAUGUACUUCAGACACUCCACGACCAUGAUUUCGUCAAGGAGCGCCUCCUUUAUGCCUGCAAGGCAUUGGCUCGAGAAUGGCGGGAGGUUCCUCAGCGGACGAAGCGACUUAUGAAUCCUCCGGGCACCGGAUCCGAUGCUUCCGCAAUCGGCGCGAGGAUCAGGAAGCGUGGCCGCAAAGGGGUGCAUGGGUCUCCUAAGGAGGAGCAGCGGGUUACCAAAAAGCUUCGCCGUGGUUAG